Molecule: messenger RNA, 4266 nt
Organism: Gekko japonicus
Lineage: Eukaryota; Metazoa; Chordata; Lepidosauria; Squamata; Gekkonidae
Gene: MEGF10
Product: multiple EGF-like-domains 10
Exons: 25
Coding region: 249-3629 (1126 amino acids)
Molecular function (GO): scavenger receptor activity; protein binding
Source: RefSeq, a predicted model, not a curated record
CGCUCCGGCUUCCCCUCUUCUCCCCUUCGGCCGGGCUUGCGGCGUCUCGGGCGGCGGGGCGAAGGCGGCCGCCGACUUCGGGACCCUCGGCGGAAGGCGAGCGCACCAUGGCGCCUCGGGCGGGGCGGCUGUAGGUGCCUCGCCGCUCGGCUGUGCCCGGGCGCCCAACCUGGCUGGGAGCGCGCCGUCGAAGACCCCUCCGCUCGCGCAGCCGGCAGCUCCCCUGCACAGGACUGCCUAUUGAAAAGAUGGUUCUUUAUUUGGACUGGUUUGUUUAUUUCCCACCAAUGUUUUUAUGCCAUUGGAUAGACAUAACUUUAUCCCUAAACCUUGAGGACCCAAAUGUGUGUAGCCACUGGGAGAGUUAUUCUGUUACAGUGCAAGAAUCUUAUCCACAUCCUUUUGAUCAAAUUUACUACACCAGCUGUACUGAUAUACUGAACUGGUUUAAAUGCACACGACACAGAAUCAGUUACCGUACUGCCUACAGACAUGGAGAAAAAACUAUGUACCGACGGAGAUCUCAGUGUUGUCCUGGAUUUUAUGAAAGCAGGGAAAUGUGCAUCCCUCAUUGUGCUGAUAAAUGUGUCCAUGGCCGUUGUAUCGCUCCAAACACCUGUCAGUGUGAGCCUGGCUGGGGUGGACCCAACUGUUCCAGUGCAUGUGAUAGUUUCCACUGGGGACCCCACUGCAGUAGUCGCUGCCAGUGCAAGAAUGGAGCUCUGUGUAACCCCAUCACUGGAGCCUGCCACUGUGCUGCUGGAUUCAAGGGAUGGCGCUGUGAGGAACACUGUGACCAAGGGACAUAUGGAAAUGACUGCCAGCAAAAAUGCCAGUGCCAGAAUGGAGCCACCUGUGAUCAUGUGACUGGAGAAUGCAGAUGCCCUCCUGGAUACACUGGAGCUUUCUGUGAGGAUCUUUGCCCUCCUGGUAAGCAUGGGCCACAGUGUGAAGAAAGAUGUCCAUGCCAGAAUGGAGGAGUAUGUCACCAUGUAACUGGGGAAUGUGCCUGUCCUCCUGGGUGGAUGGGCACAGUCUGUGGUCAGCCAUGUCCAGAAGGUCGCUAUGGAAGAAACUGCACCCAAGAAUGCCAGUGUCACAAUGGAGGGACAUGUGACUCAGCAACAGGCCAAUGUCACUGUAGUCCAGGUUACACAGGGGAACGGUGCCAAGAUGAAUGUCCAGUUGGAACUUUUGGAGUACAGUGUGCAGAGACGUGCCAAUGCAUGAAUGGUGGAAAGUGCUAUCACAUUAGUGGCGCAUGUCUCUGUGAGCCAGGAUACACAGGAGAACGCUGUGAAACAAGACUAUGCAGUGAAGGUGUUUAUGGUAUCAAAUGUGAUAAAAAGUGUCCCUGUCACUUACCAAAUACUGACAGCUGUCACCCUAUGUCUGGAGAAUGCUCCUGCCAACCGGGCUGGUCUGGACUGAACUGUAAUGAGACAUGUUCCCCAGGAUUCUAUGGUGAAUCUUGUCAACAAAUUUGCACUUGCCAAAAUGGUGCUGACUGUGAUAGUGUGACUGGAAAAUGUAUCUGUGCUCCAGGUUUUAAGGGUUCUGAUUGUUCUAUUCCAUGCCCUCUUGGAACAUACGGAGUAAAAUGUUCUUCUACAUGCAGCUGCAAAAACGAGGCCAUCUGCUCCUCAGUGGAUGGCUCUUGUACUUGCAAAGCAGGUUGGCAUGGAGUGGAUUGCUCUAUAAGCUGCCCUAGUGGAACAUGGGGUCUUGGUUGUAAUCUAACUUGCCAGUGCCUUAAUGGAGGAGCUUGCAACACUCUGGAUGGAACUUGUACUUGUGCUCCAGGAUGGAGAGGAGAAAAAUGUGAACACCAUUGUCAGGACGGUACUUAUGGGUUGGACUGUGCUGAGCGUUGUGACUGCAGCCAUGCAGAUGGCUGUCACCCAACUACUGGCUACUGUCGCUGCCUCCCUGGAUGGUCAGGUAUGCAUUGUGACAGUGUAUGUACUGAGGGACGUUGGGGUCCAAACUGUUCAUUGUCCUGUUUCUGUAAAAAUGGUGCAUCAUGCUCUCCAGAUGAAGGGAUCUGUGAAUGUGCACCUGGCUACAGAGGCACUACUUGUCAAAGAAUUUGCUCCCCUGGAUUUUAUGGCCAUCGCUGUAGCCAGGCAUGCCCCCAGUGUGUGCACAGCAGUGGUCCGUGCCACCAUGUGACUGGACUGUGUGACUGCUUACCUGGUUUCACAGGAGCCCUCUGCAAUGAAGUCUGUCCCAGUGGCAGAUUUGGGAAGAACUGUGCAGGAAUUUGCACAUGCACUAACAACGGAACUUGUAAUCCAAUUGACCGGUCUUGUCAAUGUUACCCUGGCUGGAUUGGUAGUGACUGUUCUCAGCCUUGCCCUCCUUCCCAUUGGGGCCCCAAUUGUAUCCAUACCUGCAAUUGCCACAAUGGAGCUCGGUGUAGUGCCUAUGACGGGGAAUGCAAAUGUACACCAGGGUGGACUGGUCUCUACUGUACCCAGAGAUGUCCUUUGGGGUUUUAUGGAAAGGACUGUGCAUUAAUCUGCCAGUGCCAAAAUGGAGCUGACUGUGAUCACAUCUCAGGGCAGUGUACAUGUCGCACAGGAUUCAUGGGGAAGCACUGUGAACAAAAGUGCCCCCCAGGGACAUAUGGCUAUGGUUGCCGACAAAUAUGUGACUGUCUGAACAACUCAACGUGUGACUACAUCACAGGGACCUGUUACUGCAGUCCAGGAUGGAAAGGAGCAAGAUGUGACCAAGCUGGAGUAAUCAUAGUAGGAAAUUUGAACAGUUUAAGCCGCACUAGUGCUGCCAUCCCGGCUGAUUCUUACCAGAUUGGAGCUAUUGCUGGUAUCAUUAUUCUUGUCUUGGUUGUCCUCUUCCUGCUAGCACUAUUCAUCAUUUAUAGACAAAAGCAGAAGGGAAAGGAAACAAAUAUGCCCGCAGUUUCUUAUACACCUGCCAUGAGGGUCAUCAAUGCAGACUACACCGUUUCAGAAACCAUUCCUCACAAUAAUGGUGGAAAUGCUAAUAGCCACUACUUUUCUAACCCAAGCUAUCACACUCUAACACAAUGCUCAACAAAUGCCAACAACAUGGACAGGAUAACUCUGGCAAAGUCAACCAACAACCAACUGUUCUUGAAUCUUAAGAAUGUGGAUCAAGGGAAGCGAGGGCCUCUUGUGGACUACACAGGAACGCUGCCUGCUGACUGGAAACAUGGAGGCUACCUCAAUGAGCUUGGGGCAUUUGGAAUUGAUAGAACUAUAGGAAAAUCUCUGAAAGAUCUAGUGAAGAAUUCUGAAUACAACUUAAGUAACUGCUCCUUAAGCAGCUCUGAAAAUCCAUAUGCCACCAUUAAAGAUCCCCCAGCACUUACACCAAAAAAUUCAGAAUGCGGAUAUGUUGAAAUGAAAUCACCAGCACGCAGGGACUCUGCCUAUGCAGAAAUUAGUAACUCUGCUUCAGCCAACAAGAAUGUCUAUGAAAUUGAACCUACAGUUAGUAUUGUCCAAGGAGCAUUUAAGAACGGACCUUUGAGCCAAGAUCUUUAUGAUCUACCAAAAAACAGCCACAUUCCCUCCCAUUAUGACCUGCUGCCUGUUCGGGAUAGUCCUGUGUCUUCUGAAAAAGAUGACAGCAGUGAAUGACAGUGAAGAUUUUAGACCACAGUGGAACUCUUACAGAGAACGGGGACCUAGUUAUACUCCUUCCUAUCUUUUGCCAUCUGCAUUCAGUAGAUGUUUUACUGUAUAUUAACCAGGAGUGUCAAACUAUGGCUUGCAUAUACACAUGGCAAAUGGAAAGAUGCCGAGCUGGGAAGACCCCAUCAGAUGUUCCAUUGCAAUUACUUUUUUAAAGAGAGAAACAAAUGCCAAACAUGUAUAUUGCAAUGUACUGGUUAAAAAGUAUGAGCUUGCAGAACAGUUGUAGUGCCUGCAUUGCUGUGCCUCGCAGAGGAUGGCUGGUUCUUUCAGUAGCUUGACUUGCAUAGUUGACAUGCAGCCAAGACUAUACAAUCUACCAAAUACUCACUUAGCCAAGUCAUCUGACUUACUAGGUACUUCAGAAAAAAAGAAAAGAAACUAAUUUGUUAUUACUUUUUUUCUCAUGUUAUCAUAUAUUCCCAGUGGAUUAAUGUUGUCCGUGCACAAGACAUGUAAGGAUAUUCAGCAUGUUAGAGGAUAACUGACUGCAGUACAGGAGAAAAUUAUUAAAGCCAAGACAAGAGAUUUACCUCAUUGCUGGUAAUGGAGUUGUUCUGUUGACAUUGUUUAGAAUGCAAGG